This is a messenger RNA of Boleophthalmus pectinirostris (great blue-spotted mudskipper), 1593 nucleotides long. It is a transcript of the gene drc4, whose product is annotated as growth arrest-specific 8. Gene Ontology annotation, cellular component: Golgi apparatus; microtubule. The record is from RefSeq and is a predicted model, not a curated record. Bases 236 to 1336 code for a protein of 366 amino acids. Gene Ontology annotation, biological process: flagellated sperm motility. The transcript has 8 exons. Lineage: Eukaryota; Metazoa; Chordata; Actinopteri; Gobiiformes; Gobiidae. Gene Ontology annotation, molecular function: small GTPase binding; microtubule binding.
ACCUCUGUUGUCUUGUUACCAUGGUAGUUCGAAAACGUAUAUGCUCGUCCAACUGACCGACAGGAUAUUUUUCACAACUUUCUGUCUCGGUUUUUGUGUCUGAAAACUGCGAUUUUGGUCUAAAAUGGUGAGCAUGUUUGACUACCUUUUUAUUUUUUGCAAUUCUACAAUAAAUAACGGUAUAGCCUCAUUACUCUCGCAUCUCAACACUUAUCAGUAACUAAGUCAUUGGCCUAUGUUUUAUAUGUACUUUUCUAUAGCCGCCCAAAAAAGGUUCAAGAAGCCUGAAAAAUCAAGAACGCCUAUCUUGAUAGAUGGCCUCACCAAGGAUGAGAUGUCCAAAGAACAGUUGGAGGACCACAUCAUGCGUCUGAGGGAGGAACUUGAUCGAGAGAGGGAGGAGAGGAAUUAUUUUCAGCUUGAAAGGGACAAGGUGCAUUCCUUCUGGGACAUCACCGACAGGAAGCUAAAGGAGGCCAAAGCUGAACUCAGAAACCUGGACAAAGAGUUGGAGGAAACAGAAAUCAAACUUCAAGUAGAAAUUAAGGUUUACAGACAAAAAAUGCGACAUCUUCUCUGUGAACAUCAAAAUACAAUUUGUGAGCUCAACACUGAUGCAGUAACCUCAAAACAGGCACUGCAGGCUGAGCAAACAUUACUAGAGAAUAAACUUAGGAAUGAUUUGGCAUCUCUGCUCAUAGACAUACAUCAUGUGGACACUGAAACACCAAUCAUGGAGCUUAAAAAGAAGUAUGAAGAGAAAAUUGCUCAUAUGAGAGCAAUUUCCAAAAAGAAACUCCAAGAUGCUGAGACCAAAAAUGAAAAGAUGCAUGAUGAGCUGCGACUGGAUUUUGAGAAUCAGAGGAAAACUGAAGUCAGCCAGGUCAGGGACAACUGGAACAAAUUCAUCUCAACUCUGAUGGAGAAAGAUAAAGAUGUAUAUGAAGAAUCAAAAGCUUUACAAAUUGUUGCAGAUGAGUCAAACAACCUGAAUAAAUUUGAAAAGGAGCUGACACAUGUUUUGGAGGAGAAUCAACAAGUGACUGAGAAUCUGACUGAAAUUCAAGAAGAAAUAGCUGUCCUUCAGAAUAAAAUGAAGUAUAGGUCCAAAAAGUUUGACAACAAAAAGGAAAUUGAACUAAAUAAUCUUGCAUCUGAGUAUGAGAUGCUGCAAAAAAGAUUUAAAGAGCUGCAGUUGGAGGUGGCUGAGCUGCGCAAAACAUCUGUGGAGACAAUGGAGAAAAUGAAAAACAAGGCGGAUGCAAAACACAUGCAGAUGGAAAAGAAAAUACAAACGUUGACAGAGAAGAUUCAAAAGGAUUUGCUUCUUUGCUGAUCACAAAACAUCAUCAAAGAUGGGCUGUUUGGCCUCACCCUGUUCAAUAACACUGGAUUUCAAUACUACAGACCAAAUGAAUUUCUUCUCAAAAUAUUACUAUGAGCUAUAUGCAUAUGUCACUAAGGAACCCCUUAAGUUGCCUUUUGAUUUUAGAUGCAUUUUGUCAAGCAAGUUUGUCAAGCUUGUAGACUGUACACCAUAAAUCCAUCCAUUAUCCAUUAUACACUGGCCCCAUACCCUUGUCAUUGGAUAAU